UUUUAUUAAAUUUUUCCUAAUGCUAUAGGCGUACAGAAUGCUUUACUGACGAUACUACCAUUACUUUUAAGUCCAUGUAAUACUGAAUUUUGGAUUAGGUGAGAUAAAGUAAGCAUACAGAUGUUUCAAUGGAAACCCAAAGACAUUAAAUUUUCAAGCACAAAAAGAGAAAAGACAAGGUGACACACGGAUAGUAGCAGUUUAAGAAAUGCUUAUUGAACGCCUUUCCACUUUCUUGACUAGUGGACUCUAGAUGUACAAGGAGAAAUGGGAAACAGCUUGCUGAGUAUACAAAUAAGAAGUGGACCUUGACUUGGCGCCCAACUGGUAAUAAAAAAAUGUAUACACGUGCAAGGAAGCAUCAAAUUUCUAUACGAGAAACACAACUUGUUUGUGCAAAGAAUGACUGGGAUGUAUAAAGGUGAGAAGAGGUGAUCUGCUCAGUACUAGUUGUUCAAUAGUGACUUCAGGUUGCCCAGCUCAGCAGAGGCAGGUCAAGAUCCUGCUGACACUUCCCACUUUGAAUACAGAGAUUAAAGAUAGUUCAGUCAAUUUUGUUCAGUGGAAGGAAGAGAAAAGCAAUUUCAAUAAUGCCCUUUGUAUGAAGAAUAGAAGUAGUUCACAGACUCACACUCAAAGAUCAGGGUACUUAGGCAGUAAAACAUCUUGGAUAUAUCUAGUUCACUCCCAGAUUGUUACCAUUUGACUCAUCCCAAGAAAACGGCAUACAUUCAAUAAAAAUUAAGUGAUUGUUGUGUAAACCACCUGAGAAGUGUGCUAUCUGUUCACCAUUUCCAUGUAACAGUCACAACAGUCUACACAACUACUCUCCCCUUCAAACAGAAACCUAUAAAGUUCGUGUGUAUUCCCUUCAGGAAAAGGUGUUGAUGGACAGCUUUGAUAUAAGGAUGUCGAGCAGCUGAAAGAUCAACUGUCUUUAAUAGAAUAUGAACGAACUGCUAUGAUAGAGUCGAUUACAAGCAGCACAGUCCUAGGGCACAGAUCUUCAAAAUCCAGUGGUCUAGAGAAGCUUUCAGCCUAGGCACGUUCAGGAACUUGAGAGUUCUGCUAAGCCAACAGGACCAGAUAUCACGUCAAACAUUUCUUGAGCAUGUCAUAGUGCCAGGUGCUUUAUUCAGUUCUCAUAUUUUGGUUGCUUGUAAGAGGCAAUGGGAGUAGAAGGCUCUUUUCCUGGUAGAUUCGAGUUCUGGACAGGAGAGCGAUUGUGAUUUGGUAGGUGGUUUUACGGGCCUGUCACUAAGGGAGAUUGAGAACCGUUACUAGGUGGUAGAUCUUGAGAAAGGUCAGGAAAAGCGUUAAGUCGAAGCCAAUCUAUCGCAGAGUGCAAUUACCUGAGAAUCAUUCAACUAGGAGGUUCUUCUUGUGGCCUAGCCUGCUCAAUCUCUGAUAGGAGGAAUAUUUGGUGGUUUGGCUCAGGACAAAAGAUAAGGCAUGAUGCAGCUGUUAAGGAUGGCCAGGGCAGUGUAUAUCAAUCAGCUCAGUCCAUUUCACAGGUCAGGUCUCUCUUCAGACGAGGUUCAGCUGGCCUCAGCUUGGGGUCAUGUGAUGCGCCCGCGGAUGACUGGAGCGCCGCGCGCAGGCCUGGGCGGGCCUAGGUAGAAAUCAACUUCCGGUGAGGAGGUCCUGGACACCGGGUGGUGCGUGGGCCGCCUCAACGUGGGUUCCUGGGCCCGCAGUCACCGGGAGGGGGGUGGUUGCGUAGCCGGUGUCCCGGAGCAAGUGUCUGAGAGCCGGGUGUGACGCGCAACAGCGCGGGGAGCACUGCGGCGGCGGCAGGAGCAGGUGCUGCUUACAGAAUGGAUGACGACGACUUUGGUGGCUUUGAGGCCGCAGAGACCUUUGAUGGUGAGCAAGGUGGGAACCAAGCAGUGUCCCCAGCCGUCCCCUGGGCCACCUUUCCUGCAGGGGAACACGCAGUCUCCAUUGUGAGCCAUCUCCAGAGUUUGUGGUAGGACCCCGCGGACAGAGCUACUGAUGCCAAUGUGGAAUAAAGUAUCCGGAGUGCGCCUCUCACCAGCUUCUCCGGAGCUUAUCCUGGACCAUGACCGCUCGUCUCCGUCUGCCGUCCACCUCCCUCCAGAUGCUGUCCUUUCCUCACCAGACGAUACACGUGCAGACAGCAGCCUCGUGAGUCAGACCGUCUCCAAAGCUCAGAUUCAGCAGUCAGCGCACACACAUCUGAAUAUCCCUCUCUUCCCACUUGGUUUGGCGGAUGAGCCGAGCCAUGGAACACUGGCUCCGGAGGAUGAGCCUGAGGGUCCUGGAGUCCACGUGUCCAACUCUCAGCUCCGGCAAAAAAUAUCAAGUCUGGAGACUAAACUCAAAGCUUCAGAAGAAGAAAAGCAGAGAAUUAAGAAGGAUGUGGAGUCGCUGAUGGAGAAACACAGUGUUCUGGAGAAAGGCUUCCUGAAGGAAAAGGAGCAGGAUGCUGUGUCCUUCCAAGCCAGAUACCGUGAGCUUCAGGAAAAGCAUAAACAAGAAUUGGAAGACAUGAGGAAGGCCGGGCACGAGGCUCUGAGCAUUAUAGUGGAUGAGUACAAGGCACUUCUGCAGUCUUCAGUUAAGCAGCAGCUAGAUGCCAUCGAGAAGCAGUAUGUGUCUGCAAUCGAGAAACAAGCUCACCGGUGUGAGGAGCUGCUGCAUGCUCAGCAUCAAAGGCUCUUAGAAGUGCUGGACACUGAGAAGGAACUGUUAAGAGAAAAAAUCCAGGAAGCUUUGACUCAACAGUCACAGGAGCAGAAGGAAUCACUGGGAAAGUGCCUACAGGAGGAAAUGCAGAGGAACAAAGAGACACUGGAGUCCGCUGUGAAGCUUGAGAAAGAAGCGAUGAAAGAUGUCAUUACUAAGGCAGUGGAAGAAGAAAGGGAAAAUCUGGAGAAAGUCCAUGCUGAAGAAAGGGAAAUGUGGAAGACAGAACAUGCAAGAGAUCAAGAGAGGGUGGCAGAGGCCAUCCAGGCCGCUGUGCAGGAGCAGCAGAGAAUGAGUCAGGAAGCUGUCAAGGCCGCAAUUGUAGAGGAGCAGAGGCGAAGUGAAAAGGCCAUGGAGGAAGCCGUCAAGAGAACGAGGGACGAGCUGGUGGAGUAUGUGAGGGAGCAGAGAAGGCUCGAUCAAGUCACCCGCCAGCGUAGCCUGUCCAGCCUGGAGCUGUUCCUCUCCUGCGCCCAGAAGCAGCUGAGUGCUUUAAUAGCUACGGAGCCUGUUGACAUUGAAUAGAGACGCAGAUGAUCCAUCCUGGUCAUUAAGCCUGCCCACUCUGAAGCUGUCUCCUGCGCCCAGAAACAGCUGAGUGAUCUAAUGGCCGUAGAGCCUGGUGGCACUGAAUAAAGGGAACGUGGUGGGCUGCCUUGCCCUGGCCAUUGCGUCAGUCACUAGACUUCUAAGUUAAGUGCGGUGACCUAGACAAGUGCUCUUGUUUUCUGUUUAAACCUGGAAAGUGGUUUCCAGUUCCAGGAUGAGCCAGAGCAGUUUCCACAAGACCCAUCAACAGAUCUAACUUAUUCUCUGCUGUUUCAUCAUGAGUAGCAAUGGAAGAGUGUCUAUGACCCAGUCAUGGAAAAGUGGUAUGCUAUCCCAAGUUCAUCAGGUAAACCCUAUAGCUUCUGGUGACCUGAUGACACUGUGUUUGGUAAAGGAUUACCUUGUGAUCACCUCGAGGUGAUGUGCAGGGAGCAACCACUGUGUAACCAUGCAUUUACUUGAUUUUAGGUAGAGUGGGCAGAAACAUUUGGCAUGGUCAUUGUUCUGACUCACCUGACCUCUUCCCCCCAUGUGACCCCACGUGUUUCCGUAGAUUUACCAAAAAUGAACAACACUAGCUGGCCAGGCUUGGAGCAGCUGCCCUGUGUGAACUGGGGUGUGUGGCCAGGCUUGCUUCCUGCCAUUCUUCAAAGGCUCGAGAUCAUGUUUCAUAAUCUAAUAUCUGGAAAGAAUGUAACUCAGACAUCUACACAUCUGUUUAAUCAAGCAUCAGACACAGGGGUAAAUCGGGAUGCUGGUAAUUAAUGAGCAGUGAGCCCCAGUAUGAAAUCAUGAAUAGUGCUUCUGCUUCCUGGGGCUUUGUAUUUUUCUGGGAUUUCUCAGUAUAAUAAAUGGAACACCAAAAAGUU
Messenger RNA from Arvicanthis niloticus (Nile rat), 4127 nucleotides. It is a transcript of the gene Ccdc91, whose product is annotated as coiled-coil domain containing 91. NCBI's taxonomy places the organism in Eukaryota, Metazoa, Chordata, Mammalia, Rodentia, Muridae. Gene Ontology annotation, biological process: Golgi to lysosome transport. Gene Ontology annotation, cellular component: trans-Golgi network. The record is from RefSeq and is a predicted model, not a curated record.